Molecule: messenger RNA, 6230 nt
Organism: Talpa occidentalis (Iberian mole)
Lineage: Eukaryota; Metazoa; Chordata; Mammalia; Eulipotyphla; Talpidae
Gene: LHCGR
Product: luteinizing hormone/choriogonadotropin receptor
Biological process (GO): male gonad development; ovulation cycle process; ovarian follicle development
Cellular component (GO): membrane
Molecular function (GO): luteinizing hormone receptor activity
Source: RefSeq, a predicted model, not a curated record
CCCAGCUGAGAGAGCCGCAGUCUCUGGCCAUGGGGCGGCUGCCCCGCGAGCUUCGGCCGCCGCUGGCGCUGCUGCUGCUGUUGGCGCCACCCCAGGCGCUGCGCGGGGCGCACUGCCCAGAGGCCUGCAGCUAUCAGCCCCAGGGCGCACUGCGGUGCCCUGGCCCUCGAGCUGGCCUCACCUUACUAUCACUCACCUAUCUCCCUAUCAAAGUAAUCCCAUCUCACGCUUUCAGAGGACUUAAUGAGGUCGUGAAAAUUGAAAUCUCUCAGAGUGAUUCCCUGGAAAAGAUAGAAGCUAAUGCCUUUGACAAUCUCCUCAAUUUGUCUGAAAUACUGAUCCAGAACACCAAAAACCUUGUGUACAUUGAGCCUGGAGCAUUUACAAAUCUCCCCCGGUUAAAAUAUCUGAGCAUCUGUAACACAGGCAUCCGAAAGCUUCCAGAUGUUUCGAAGAUCUUUUCUUCUGAAUUUAAUUUCAUUCUGGAAAUUUGUGAUAACUUACACAUAACCACCAUACCAGGAAAUGCUUUCCAAGGGAUGAAUAAUGAAUCCAUAACACUCAAACUAUAUGGAAAUGGAUUUGAAGAAAUACAAAGUCAUGCGUUCAAUGGGACGACGCUGAUUUCACUGGACUUAAAGGAAAAUGCACACCUGGAGAAGAUGCACAAUGGAGCCUUCCAGGGGGCCACAGGGCCUAGCAUCUUGGAUAUUUCUUCCACCAAACUGCAAGCCCUGCCCAGCGAUGGGCUGGAAUCCAUUCAGACACUAAUUGCCACAUCAUCCUAUUCUCUUAAAAAGCUGCCAUCAAGAGAAAAAUUUACCAGUCUCCUGUAUGCCACACUGACUUACCCUAGUCACUGCUGCGCUUUUAGAAACCUGCCACCAAAGGAGCAGAAUUUUUCAUUUUCCAUUUUUGAAAACUUUUCCAAACAAUGUGAAAGCACAGCAAGGAAACCAAAUAAUGAAACACUGUAUUCUGCCAUCUUUGAUGAAAAUGAACUGAGUGGCUGGGAUUAUGACUAUGGUUUCUGCUCACCCAAGAUACUUCAAUGUGCUCCUGAACCAGAUGCUUUUAAUCCCUGUGAAGAUAUUAUGGGCUAUGACUUCCUUAGGGUCCUGAUUUGGCUGAUCAGUAUUCUAGCCAUCAUGGGAAAUGUGACUGUCCUCUUUGUCCUCCUGACCAGUCGUUAUAAACUGACCGUGCCACGUUUUCUCAUGUGCAAUCUCUCAUUUGCAGAUUUUUGCAUGGGGCUCUAUCUGCUGCUUAUUGCCUCAGUUGAUUCCCAUACCGAAGGCCAGUAUUACAACCAUGCCAUAGAUUGGCAGACCGGGAGUGGAUGUAGUGCUGCUGGGUUUUUCACUGUAUUUGCAAGUGAACUUUCUCUAUACACCCUCACAGUCAUCACACUAGAAAGAUGGUACACCAUCACAUAUGCUAUUCAGGUAAACCAAAAGCUUCGAUUAAGACAUGCUAUUCUGAUUAUGCUUGGAGGGUGGCUCUUUUCCACUCUGAUCGCUAUUUUGCCCCUUGUGGGUGUCAGCAAUUACAUGAAGGUCAGCAUUUGCCUCCCCAUGGAUGUGGAAACCACUCUCUCACAAGUCUACAUAUUAGCCAUCCUGAUACUCAAUGUGGUGGCCUUCAUCAUCAUUUGUGCUUGCUACAUUAAAAUAUAUUUUGCAGUUCAAAAUCCAGAGCUGACAGCUACCAACAAAGAUACAAAGAUGGCUAAGAAAAUGGCGGUUCUCAUCUUCACGGAUUUCACCUGCAUGGCACCUAUUUCCUUUUUCGCCAUCUCAGCUGCCUUGAAAGUGCCUCUGAUCACAGUAACCAACUCUAAAAUUUUACUAGUUCUUUUUUACCCAGUCAAUUCUUGUGCCAAUCCAUUUCUAUAUGCAAUCUUCACAAAGGCAUUCCGAAGGGAUUUCUUCCUGCUGUUGAGCAAAUUUGGCUGCUGUAAAUAUCGGGCUGAACUUUAUAGAAGGAAAGGUAUUUCAGCUUAUAACUCCAAAUGUAAAAAUGGCUUCACUGGAUCAAAGAAGCCUGCUACUACCUUGAUGUUGCCCACAUUGCACUGUCAAUAUACAGCUGUGCUAGACAAAACUUGUUGUAAAGAAUGUUAACUGUUAUAUCAGUAACCACUUUGUUGAACCGUACUUAAACGGGUAAAAAAAAAAUUUAUUUUUAGGCACAUUCUGUAAAAACAGAUCUCCACCUCCUUCAAAGUGUAGUCCAUGACUACUGCCAGUCUAAAAAUUAUUUUUUGUUGGUACAUGAUAUAAAAUACAGAAGUUGAUGAUGUUAAGAAACUGUUUUAGCAAUUUUGACAGAGUUUUUAUGUCAGAUGAGUCUGCUAUUUAAAAAGUGGUAAUAUUUUGUAUGUCUUUUUUUUUCAUUUCAUCUUUGUCGUAAUUAUUUUUUGGGCAUUUUAGAAUAGGAUUAGUCCAUAACAAAUUUGAAAUUUAAAAUAAAUGGUCCUUUUCCUCAGAUAUUUUGAGAAACACACUCUAGAGCUGUUUUGUCUAAUCUGAUAGCCACUGGCCAUAUGUGGUUAAAUUAAAACGAAGAUGUAGUUUCUCAGUUGUACUAACCACAUCUCAAGUCUCCCUGGCCCCACAUGCUUACUGGUUACCAUAUUAGCACCGUUGUAGAACACUUUAAUCAUUACAGAAAGUUUUAUUGGGUAGUACUGUUCUAAAGACUUCUAUCUGUCUAGGUUAUACUGUUUGAAAUUUAACUUAAGGUAAGUAUCUAAAGGCAAGUUUCAGCCCAUUUGCUUGGUUUGAUGUUUUCCUUCUAAGUGCAAUGAGACGUUAAAUAGUAGACUAUACACUCUGUUUAAGUAGGAACCCUGUCUCCUAGUUCAGCAUCUUGGCAAUGGUACACAACAAAUGUGCUGAAUUGCCCUGAAGGUAUACACUGUAUAAGGGGGAAAAAAAAGGUUAUUUUUUCCCUUUCUAGGCCCCCAUCUUUUUUUAAGUGCAAGUUUAAAAAUGUUAUUUAGGUGAAAUAUUUAAAAAUAUUUAAUUCUCAUAAUUUCUAUCCGUUGGAGGUAUAGAAAAAUAUAUCCUAUAUUUGCUAGAAGUACUGUUAUCAGAAUUGACUCUUGCUGGACAAUGAAACUAUGGCUUAAAUUCCAGUGGUUUUUUUGAAUGUAUGCUCCUUGACUUUUUAAAAUAACUUUUAUUGAAAGCUUAUUAUGUGCCAGUAUUUUAUAUAAUACUUGAUAAGUAUUUUAUAUAAUGUAACCCAUUUAAUCUUAAUAAAACUCAAUGAUGCAGACAUUAUUCACUUUUUUUGCAUCAAUAAGAAAUUUACUAGUGUUUUAAAAUUCCAAAUACUGGCUAGCCUGGAAAAGUUCAAUAGUGGAUUCUUGAGGGCUUUCUCCCCUGAACAUGGUGACUGGUUAUCUUUUGGCAAAGUUGUUACACAUUUUGCAUGGACAGCACACAAGUUGGUAUCUUCAAAAGGCCAAGCAGAUAGACCUCACUUGCCUCCUACAAAACACUAAUAGCAGUGCUCUGGAAGCUCAACUCUGUUUUGAAGUUGUGAUAAUUUUUUUCACACCAGAAGCGGGAAGUUUGAGAAUCAGAAAAGUUCAAUGGAUUCUGAUAAUGCCUAAUACCAACAAGUGCCACAGUACUAAGCAUGUAAUGAUGAGGUUUCUUCACCCCACCAGUAGAGAGCACACUCUGGUCAGCAGCCUUUGUAGGCAGGUGCUUGCUUCUUUACCACCAGCUGGUUUGUGGACAGUAGGCUUUGUAUGUGUCAUGGUACAGAGACCUCCUUUCUAAACAUCCUUCUCAUUGGCCUGAAGCUUCUGGAGCUAGAGGCAGAGCUGGGGUUAGGGAGUGAUGGGCAACUGUGAAACCCAUUAUUCACAUUUUAUAGAGCAGGAAAACCUACUAAAUUAGCUCAAGUUCUCAAAACUAGUAAAAAAUACAACUAAUACAAUUCAAACUCAAAGUUCUGAUUCAGGAUCCCAACCUCUUAACCACCGUGCUUUACUGUCUCCCUUGCAGGCAAAUCAUAAGUUUACAUAUGGUGAAAUAGACAAAUCCUAAGCAUAUCAUUUAAUGAGUUUUAAGAAACACAUACACCCAGGUGACCCAAAACCUCUGUCAAAACAUAGAACAUUAUCACCCUCAGAAAGUUCCCUCAUGUCCCUUUCCUUAAUCCUUCACCCAUCACUCCCCAGAGAUAACAGCAGUUCUGACUUUUCCCCCAUAGAUAAGUUUUACAUGUUCUAGUGUUCAUAGAAAUAUAAUCAUACAUUAUAUGCUCUUUUGUGUAAGGCCUCUUCAACUGAGAAAACAUUUUUGCUUUUCAUCAAUGUUGUUGCUUGAGUCAGUAGUUAAUUCCACUUCAUUCCUGAGUAGUAUUCCACAGUAUGAACAUAUCACUCUUCCAUUCUUGUACUGAUGGAUAUCUGGGCUAUUUCCAGUUUCCAGCCUUCCCUUGACAUUUUAUUUAAAAAAAAAAAAAAGGUAUAGCCAUAACAAGACUCUCUAUACAUUUAGUCUCCUUUCAAUCUUUACAUUGUUGUGCAAAGAGAUUCAAAAUAGAUUAUAAAAGAUCAUAAACAUCACAAAAUAUCCCUUCUCUAUAUUUUUUUUUACAUUUCUCACUUUCUACUCCAUAACUAGUUACUUGUCUUUACUCAGAUAAGUCCUCUUUCUUAUACGGUACUAUUUAGAAUUUGUCUCAGUGAUAUGGAAUACUAGUCAUGUUGUAUACAUACAUACAGAAUAAACUUUUUGAUUGCUAUACAAUCUAAGAAUCAAAGCAAGUAGGUAAGCAGAAAAUAAAACAACAGAAAAUAAAUCCUUGUAGAGAAAUUUUAGCUACAUACUCUGAAAUAUUAUUUGCAUUCAAAGUGCCUCUACACAUACUCUGAAAAUAAGUUCUAUAGCUUUUCCGCAUUAUUUUCUAUACUAUACCUUGUUUUUACAUCCAGUGUCCCUCAUUCUCAUAGUCUUUCAUUCACUGAGACUUACCAGUUAUUCCUUUGAAUUGUGUUCCGCAUCACUUCUUUAUUUUGCAUUACUACAUCCCAGGCCACUUCUCCACACCUCUGGAGUACUACCCUAAUCUCCCUCAUUUUUAUUUAUACCCAGUCUUUCCCAACUCCACACUCUCAUACCCACCACGGAUUAAUCUUCUUAAAAUCCUAUUGCACCUUAUUGCAUAUUUACCAAAAAUCCUGAGCAACUUUAUCAGUACCUAUAAAUUUAAGUUUUAGCUCCUAAACACUGAAAGAGCUUCAGAAUCAUUAUAACACUGAAAGAGCUUCAGAAUCAUUCCUCACAUCUGCUCACUUUUAUCUCCUGCUGUUUUUCUACAUGAAACAAGUUGUUCCACUUAUUUUUCCCUAGCUACACCCUAUGUAUCUACAUUCUGGUGUCCUUGCCAUUCCUACUAUCUGGAAAACCUCCCUUACCUAUCUUCCUUGUGCAUCUGUGCAUCUUUUAAGUCCCCAGCAAAAGGUUUAUGUUCUUUAUUAAGUUCUCCUUAAUUCACUCCCUCCCUAAUCCAGUACAGUUAAUAUAUCUCCUUUACCUGAAAUUAAGUAGAGCAUAAAUAAUAAAUAUAUAACCCAGAAUGGUUUCUCUUCGGAUUCUUUUAGCACUUGUCACCUGUAUCACUUGUUCACCUUUUACCCAAUACUGUCAUGUACUAAAGAUCUACCUUUACAUGCAUAUCUCACCCGUUACAAAUUUCUUCAGUGAUAAACUUGUCUCUUUUACUCCUUUAUUUCUCCCACUAUGUCUAUCCUACAGCAUUAUACAUACCAGGUGAAUAAUGAAUUUUUUUUCUUGCUGAUUCACUUUUAUAUGUAAUUAAAAUAUGAAACAAUCCUAGUUAAGAAGUAUUUCCCUUAUGAAAUGGUGUCACAGAAAGCAUGUGUAUGCUUUAUCGGUAUAAUCUUGAUACAUAAAUCGUAAGGCUAGCAAAUGCUCAAGAAAUGUAUAUUCCUAUUUUGUAUUUUUUUUUACUGUGUUUGAUACUAUCACUGGUAGGUUGCAAAUGACUAAAAAGGGUUAACCAAUCUGUACUAACUCAUCUAAACUUACGAAAUAUUUUUAAAAGGUAUUUUGUCCUCCAUUCAUGCCCGUGGGGGACCUGGUUUUAUCGUCCUCAAAAAUAUAUUAAAUCUACAUGUAAAUUGAGAAUAUUUAUGUCACAAAUAUUUGAAUAAAUAUGUCCAUAAUUGACAAUAAUAUUUUCUU